UGUGGCAAAGCUUUUAACCAGUUCUCAACCCUUACUAUACAUAAGAAAAUUCAUCCUAGCGAGAAACCCAACAAAUGUGAAGAAUGUGGCAAAGCCUUUAAGUACUCCUCUACCCUCACUACAUAUAAGAGAAUUUAUACUGGAGAGAAACCAUACAAGUGUGAUAAAUGUGGCAAAUCUUUUAUUGCAUCCUCAACCCUUAGUAAACAUGAGAUCAUUCAUACAGGAAAGAAACCCUACAAAUGUGAAAAAUGUGGCAAAGCCUUCAACUGAUCCUCAAUCCUUACUACACAUAAGAAAAUUCAUACUGGAGACAAACCCUACAAAUGUGAAGAAUGUGGCAAAGGUUUUCACCUAUCCUCACACCUUACUACACAUAAGAUACUUUAUACUGAAGAGCAACCCUAUAGAUGUAGAGAAUGUGGCAAAACUUUUAACCAUUCCACAACCCUUUUUUCACAUAAGAAAAUUUGUUCUGGAGAGAAACCAUACAAGUGUGAUAAAUGUGGCAAAACCUUUAUUUCAUCCUCAAACCUUAGUAGGCACAAAGUAAUUCAUACUGGAGAGAAACCCUACAAAUGUGAAGAAUGUGGCAAAGCCUUCAACCGGUCCUCACACCUUAGUAGACAUAAGAUAAUUCACACUGGAGAGAAACUCUACAAGUGUGAAGAAUGUGGUAAAACCUUUACCUGGUCCUUAAGCCUUAGUAAACAUAAGAAAACUCAUAUUGGAGAGAAACCCUACAAAUGUGAAGAACAUGGCAAAGCUUUUAACCGGUCCUCAGACCUUAAUAAACAUAAGAGAAUUCAUAUUGGACAGAAAAUCUACAAAUGUGAAGAAUGUGGCAAAGCCUUUAAGUACUCCUCUACCCUCACUACAUAUAAGAGAAUUUAUACUGGAGAGAAACCAUACAAGUGUGAUAAAUGUGGCAAAUCUUUUAUUGCAUCCUCAACCCUUAGUAAACAUGAGAUCAUUCAUACAGGAAAGAAACCCUACAAAUGUGAAAAAUGUGGCAAAGCCUUCAACUGAUCCUCAAUCCUUACUACACAUAAGAAAAUUCAUACUGGAGACAAACCCUACAAAUGUGAAGAAUGUGGCAAAGGUUUUCACCUAUCCUCACACCUUACUACACAUAAGAUACUUUAUACUGAAGAGCAACCCUAUAGAUGUAGAGAAUGUGGCAAAACUUUUAACCAUUCCACAACCCUUUUUUCACAUAAGAAAAUUUGUUCUGGAGAGAAACCAUACAAGUGUGAUAAAUGUGGCAAAACCUUUAUUUCAUCCUCAAACCUUAGUAGGCACAAAGUAAUUCAUACUGGAGAGAAACCCUACAAAUGUGAAGAAU
Molecule: messenger RNA, 1345 nt
Organism: Mandrillus leucophaeus (drill)
Lineage: Eukaryota; Metazoa; Chordata; Mammalia; Primates; Cercopithecidae
Product: zinc finger protein 93-like
Exons: 2
Biological process (GO): regulation of DNA-templated transcription
Molecular function (GO): RNA polymerase II cis-regulatory region sequence-specific DNA binding; DNA-binding transcription factor activity, RNA polymerase II-specific
Source: RefSeq, a predicted model, not a curated record